ACCCCCUUUGAAAAUUUUAGAAUCAAUGAGUCUGCCACCACCACCUCCUCCUCCACCACCUCCUCCGGUGGCAUCAGUGCCGGCGCCCCCACGAUCGGCUGCCAACGCCCUAUUUGAAGAAAUUCGCAGCGCUGGCGACUCCAUUGCCUCUCGAUUGCGUCACGUGCCGGAGUACAAAAAGGUUUAUAAGUGGAAGGUAAAACAUGGAACACUGGAUAUGAGCGCUCUGGAGCUGAGGAAGAAGCAAGCCGAGAUGCGGAAGCUCAAGGAGUCAGAAGAAAGCGCCGGGCAGGGACACACCGGCGCCGCGAAGAACCAAACUAAGGGGCCCGUCUUGCUCCUGGAGAACGGCAAGCGCUGGCUAGUGAGUUCGCAUGUGGGCAGCCCCGAGCAGCAGCUGCGCGUGUGUCUCGACGGUGUGCAAAUGCAGCACACGGUUUGUGUUCAAGACUGCCGCUAUGUGAGCCUCGAGGUCAAGGGCAAGGUCAACUCGGUGUCCAUCGUGCACUGUCACAAGGCCCAGGUCGCGCUAUCGAGCGUCGUGUCUUCGGUGGAGAUCCUGGGUUGCACGGACAUCGACGUACAGGUAGCUGAGGCAGCCCCGAGCGUCGUCGUGGAGAACAGUUCGACCGUCAAUAUCUACCUUCUUAGUCCGGAGCAUUCCCGCGAGACGGAUAUUUUCUCGACACGUAUCACUACAGUGAAUGUACUAUUCCCAUCGCGGGAUGAUCCCGAGGACAUGGUGGAGCUCCCGCUGCCUGAACAGUUCGUCAGCAAAAUUGUCUUAGAUGGCAAAAAGGGGGAUGUUAUCAAAACAACGCCCAACAGACAUUAA
Messenger RNA from Phytomonas sp. EM1, 835 nucleotides. The record is from the annotation of a GenBank genome assembly. NCBI's taxonomy places the organism in Eukaryota, Euglenozoa, Kinetoplastea, Trypanosomatida, Trypanosomatidae.